AGUUGGAGCCAUCCAGUGCUGGCUGAAGGGGCAAGGAUCUACCUGGGUAUGCCUGGUUGCCUGCCUGUAUAUGAUGCCCUGUAAGGAGAGUUCAUUAGGGCCUCCAGCAUGGAGGCUCGCCAAGCCCUCUUGAAACAAGGACAGGACAACCUCUCAAGUGUGAAGGAGACGGAGAAGAAGUGGGCCAAGCAGUAUCUGAAGAUCAUGGGGAAGGUACUAGACCAAGGUGAGGAUUUCCCAGCAUCAGAGAUGACCCGGAUCACCAAGCUGAUCGAGAAGAACAAGAUGGGUGAUGGGAAGAAGGAAGAGCUCCAGAAGAGCUUAAACAUCCUGACUGCCUUCCAGAAGAAGGGGGCUGAGAAGGAGGAGCUGUGAAAGGCACUCAAAUUUCCUAGGGUUUGCUGGGGGUAGGGAGGGGAGAGUUACCUAUUGGCCUUGAGACCUAUGUGGGAUGGAUUGGUGCGCGGUGUGGAAAAGGUGGUACUAAACUGAGAUCUUAGCACUGAGCACAUGGAUGGCAACCAUGCUUGGGGUGUUUCUCAAGCUGUUUGGGGAGAGCUGUUGGCUCCACUCCAGCAGCGAUGAAAGUCCCCUCAGAAGUAACUGGUGCUAUAAAGAGGGUACUGCCCAUAUCCACGACAAGAAAUUUCUGAUACAA
This is a messenger RNA of Perognathus longimembris pacificus (Pacific pocket mouse), 658 nucleotides long. Its product is annotated as endoplasmic reticulum resident protein 29-like. Gene Ontology annotation, cellular component: endoplasmic reticulum. The coding region runs from base 109 to 375 and encodes 88 amino acids. NCBI's taxonomy places the organism in Eukaryota, Metazoa, Chordata, Mammalia, Rodentia, Heteromyidae. The record is from RefSeq and is a predicted model, not a curated record. The transcript has a single exon.